CUGUUGUACUUGUGCAGGUUUGGUUAGCUAGCAUGUUUAGUCACUAACAUAACGUGAAAUAACGCCGAUUAUAAAUCAAUGAAACCAUCAGAUUCAGAUAAGGAAGAACCGGAGCAGCUGGGCGUUUAUCAAAAGGAACUGAGACAGCGGGCCAACCAGAGUAUCCAGCAGCUGAGUAGUACUCUGGAGCAGCUGAACCCUGAUGGAGAGGAGGUGGAGGAGGUCAGAGGCACUGAUAGCAGCCUCUUCUCCACCAUGGCCGAAGAGGACAAUGCAGCAUGGAGCCAAAAGACACAGAGUGAAGCAGUUAAUCAGCUGAAGAGCCUCCUGCUGAAGCAGUGCAGAGACAAUCCUGCUCCUCUCUCUCCUUCAAAGAAACAGUCUCCAUCCAAGAAAGCGCAACAGGAGGGAAAGUCCAGUUUGGAUUUGGUUCCAGUGAUUCCCAACCAGUUCAUUCAACACCUGGAGGCAGAGGUCAAACUCUGUAGGGAAGAGCUGCAUGGGAUGAAACAGCGGAUCAGAGUGGUGGUGGUGGAGAAUGAGAAACUGCAAUCGGAACUCAAAUCCAAAACUGCUGAUGAAUCCCUGAGAGAUUACACAAUCCCCAACUCCACGGUGAAUGAGAGUAUGGCAAACAACAGCCAUAUAACCUCACAUACAGGCCACAGCGGGCUGCAGAGAACAGAACACACCACAUGGAAAAAUGAGCUGGAACAAUUGAAAGUGAUCUACCAAGCCCAGAUUGAAAGCUUGGAGGCUCAAGUCAUCUCUCUCAGAAAGGAUCUGUCAGUCAGUCAGAAGGAGUGUGAGGAGGUGAAGGUUCUUUUGAGACACCGGGAGAAGCAGGCUGCGGAGGCACUGAAGGCUGAUGGAGCUCCCCGAGUGGCAGGAUUGUGUCUGAAGUGUGCACAGCAUGAAGCUGUAUUGGCUGGGACUCACACAAAUCUGCAUGUCCAGGCUAUUGACAGGCUCACAAAAGAGCGUGAUGAGUUACUGGCAGCUCUGCGUGCUGUGAGGGCUAGUCAGCAGGAGGCACAGCAGAGGGAGUGGUCUGCCUGUCUUCAGGUCAAGCAGGCUGUGGAGAUGGCGGAAGAUGCAAAUCUGCACAAAGCCAGGGUGGAGGUGCAGUGUGAGCAGUUGUCCAGGGAGCUGGCUCGACAGAGGGAACAGCUGGAACGAGAAGCACAGACCUUGCAGGAGAGACUGACUGAGGCCAGAGAGGAGGGCCGGUCUGAGUCCCGCAAACAGAAAGACGAGCUGGCACAUACAGUGUCCAGCCUCUCCCAGCGUGUUACUGAGUUGGAAGGGCAGCUAGACAGAGCACACAGAGACAAGAGUUCACUGACCAAUCAGCUGGAAGACACUCUUCGCAAACUUACCUGUCAGGAACAAGACAAUACCAAGGUGUGUGUGGAGCUGCGAUAUCAACUCAGCCAGGCCCAACUGAAGAAAGAGGAGGCACAGAGAGAGCUCCGAGAGCUCAACACCAAGACCAGCAGACACAUGGAAAAUGCUGCACAGGAAGUGGAAAGGCUGAGCUCAGAGCUGGUUGGCUGUCGGCAGCAUCUGGAGGCGGUCCAAAAGGAUGGGAGCCAAUGGCAGGCCGAAGCCCUGAGCCUAGCAGAACAGCUGGCAAAUGCCCAGCGCCAACUGCACCUCACCAGACAGGAUAAAGAGAGCGCUGAACGGGCUCAUGAGGAGGAAAUGACAUCUGCAACUCUUUCAGCACGGGAAAGAGAGAGAGAGCUGGCUGUGCUGCUGGAGCAAACAGAGGCUCAACACCAGCAGAGAGUUGGAGAGUUGGAUGGCCUGCUGAGUUCCCAGAAUUCUCUGAUUAGGAAGCUGAAGGAGGAGUGCUGCAAACUGGGGGCCAAACUGGAAGAGGUGACAGAAAACAGCAGGACUGAACUAGAACAGUUGGGCCUGGAGAAGCAGCACCUAGAGGAGACAGUAAAGAGUUUGAGAGCUCGAUGCGCCAACAUGGAGGAGCAGUGUGUCCAGCAUGGUCGCAUGCACCAGCGCAUGAAGGACAGGCUGCAGCAGUUGGACCGUCACUGUCAGAGCAGCGCCCAGCAGGUGUGUGAGCUGCUGGCCAAACAGAACCAGCUGAUGCAGGAGAGAAACACACUCACCGAGGAGAUGCAGAGCCUACGCAUAGAGCUGCCCAACACCAGACGAGUGAGUCUGUCCUGAUUUCUCCCUCCUCCUCCUCAUCACCACUGCUCUGUUCACUGACAGUAACCUCCUGUCAAACGGAACACAAACCGUUGUUUAUGUUUCGUUUUUUGUUUUUAUGGAGGCUUUUUUUCAUUUUUACUUUUUUUUUUAUCAGAACAGAAAAAACAGUUCCAUUUUAUAUUUUACAUUUGGCAAUGGACUGUUACUGUGAUGUAUUGAGUGGUUAGAGAUACUAGGACUGUGUUUAGUAUUACAAAAAAAAAAUGUUCUAAACAUUUUUUACAAAUGUAAUAAAUAAAAUUACUGGCGCACUAAGAUGUUUUUGGAACGGCCUAAAUUAUUACUUUAAUAUGAACUUUUAGAAUUUUUUAUAUUUCUAUUUUCAUUUUAACUGAGCUGAAAGUUCA
Toxotes jaculatrix (banded archerfish) is the source of this 2585-nucleotide messenger RNA. It is a transcript of the gene sdccag8, whose product is annotated as SHH signaling and ciliogenesis regulator sdccag8. Gene Ontology annotation, cellular component: centrosome; centriole. Lineage: Eukaryota; Metazoa; Chordata; Actinopteri; Toxotidae. The transcript is spliced from 18 exons. The coding region runs from base 79 to 2193 and encodes 704 amino acids. The record is from RefSeq and is a predicted model, not a curated record. Gene Ontology annotation, biological process: neuron migration; centrosome cycle; establishment of cell polarity.